This is a messenger RNA of Chondrus crispus (carragheen), 762 nucleotides long. RefSeq lists its product as hypothetical. The record is from RefSeq and is a predicted model, not a curated record. NCBI's taxonomy places the organism in Eukaryota, Rhodophyta, Florideophyceae, Gigartinales, Gigartinaceae. The transcript has a single exon. The coding region runs from base 1 to 762 and encodes 253 amino acids.
AUGCUCGAGCGCGACGCCGCGCGCGAAGCCGCACGCCCGUCGCCCGUGCCGCUGGCAGACCGCGUGCCGGACCGCGAGGGCUGCCUCCCGUGGAUCUUCUAUGACAAGCCCAUCAAAACCGGCUCCACCGCCGUCACGUACGCCAUUCGCGAGUACGUCAUGGCCAGGGGGCAGCGCCAUCGCAGGUGCAGUAGGGACAGCUGCACGCCCAGGGCGGAGGCCGCAUGUAAUGGCACUGGCGAUCCCGAGCAUCUUAUCGGCCACGUGAGGGUGAGAGACGGGUUAGUGGAGUGUCUGAAGGGCAAGGAGUUUUAUGCUGCCACGAGUAUUAGAGAUCCGCUGGAGAGAUGGAGGAGCGCGUUUAAGUUUAACAGGAUGAUGAAGGGGCACCACAACGGAAUUAUGUACACGGAGACGUUUGAUACGUUCAUGAAGCUGUACCCGGAUUGCCAGAUGUAUCAGUACUACGACCAAAUGUCGUCCGAAUGUGACAACGCGCCUGUGCCCUGGAGGGAAAGGCUGGAAAGAAUCAAAGACCGGUACGACGAGGUGAUUGAUCUGUACGACGACAACGAGGAGCUGGAGGGCGUGCUAUUUAAGAAGAUCAAGGGCUACAUGGAGAAGGAAAACGUGUCUAAGCAGUCCAAGGAGGUCAUCACCGACAAGUUUGACAGGUCGAGACUCGAGCCGGAGCAGGCGCUUUACGACGCCCUCAAGGCCAAGCGGAAGGAGAAGCCGGAUCUGACCAGAUUCCCGUGUUAG